AAAUCGUAUUUUCUAAUAUCGCUUACAAUUAUGGGCGUGGGAGAGGAUGCUGCCUUUUCAGCCCGUACCUAGACAUCACCUCGAGAUUGACAUGCCUUAUGCGAGGAGGUGGACAGCGGGUUUUGACCGGGAUGUCGAUACGCACCACAGUAUUCUUCCAUUCCGGGACCAGCUUGAUCACAUGACGGAUGAUGCGCUAUUUAUAUGGACGUCGUACGCUGCUAUACUAGAUGGUUUGCCCCCCUUCUGUAAGGCAGGUCAGGGGGUUUGGAGGUCGCGGUGUCCAUUGAUACACCUGGACAUCGUAGAGGAUCACAUGCCCGAGCGUGUCUUACGACAGUUUGGGCAUACACAGAGUAUACCCCCUGAUGUCCGUCAUGAGCUCCGACACUACCAGCGGGACGAUCGGGCUGCCAUUGAUGAUAAUUUUUUGGCUUUCAUGGAUGUCCAGCUCCACCGUUGGGAAAACAGGUUGGGCACUUUAGCGGUGGUCGGCCAUUUGACUCCCGUUGAGCAUUACAUGCGCUGGUACCAUCAGAUCACACGCCGAUUGAUUGGCAACCCAGCUUUGCGUCCCCCUAGGGAUGUAGGAUAUUCAGCACUCGCGGGGCAGUACGAGGCAUUGCUGGUGGUCGUACAACGUUUACGCAUCUUGGGGUUAGACCAUAUGCCUUACCCUGGGCUUGCGGGGCUUGUCGCGGAGAUGGUUAGGAUUUCUGAGGAUGGUAUCCGCCAGGCAGGCGAGAUUAGGCGCAUGGCGGAGCCUGUUCCGGAGGCUGAGUAUCAGGCAGCACCGGGGGCUCCCAGAGGAGGAGGCCGUGCUGCCAAAGGACGCCGUGCGCGUAGAGGACGCGACGCUGCUGCCAGAGGACCUGGUGGUGGAGGACUGGUAGAUGAGGCGGAUGAGGCCGGUCCCAUUCCAGAGGGCGUUCACGGUCUAGUCCAUCCGCAGCCCUUCCAGGCCGGUGGCAGCUCACCUGGAGACUCACCUACGUUUACGCCGGCGCUCUUACUUGCUGAGAUACCCGGGUCUUCAUCACAGCCGAGCCAUAAUGCAUACAUGGAGGAGCGUGAUAACGUUGAUUGGGCGGCGUUACGCACUUCAUUAGUUGAUGAGCGGCCUGUGAGGAAUUCAGAGGGAGCCCGAAUUCUUGACUUUGAUGAGUUUUUGAUCCCGAUUCCUGCAUGUAAAUGGAGUCUCUUGAUAGGGCCAUUUAAGGAUGAAGAAGUGGUGUUGGCCCAACUCUGGCUAAGAGUUGGCCCUUGCAAUUUUGGAUAG
Lycium barbarum (goji berry) is the source of this 1279-nucleotide messenger RNA. Its product is annotated as protein MAIN-LIKE 2-like. The record is from RefSeq and is a predicted model, not a curated record. NCBI's taxonomy places the organism in Eukaryota, Viridiplantae, Streptophyta, Magnoliopsida, Solanales, Solanaceae. The transcript is spliced from 4 exons. Bases 47 to 1279 code for a protein of 410 amino acids.